UUAAUUUAUCUGCGUAGUCGGUAGUUGGCGGCUCCGCUGAACUGGUAUUUUGGAACUUCCCCGUUUGAGAAAAUUGGAAGCGCACCGAGCUGGGAAGACGAUGGAUCCGCUGCGGUCUGCCCUGAACAUCGGGAACGCGGAGGACACGUCGCUCGCGCUGCCCUCCGACAACAAGCUGCGCUCGGGACAGCAGCGCGUGCUCGAGCAGGUGGACACCAUCAAGAGGAGCAAAUCCAAGCACGGCAAGAACGGCGGCUCCCUGUCCCCUCCAGCCACAAGUCAGACUCAGCAGAAUUCAGUAUUUGCAGAGUUUGGAUCAUUCAAGUUUUCACCCUCCAAAGCAAAGGACGAAUUUGGCCGUAGUAAAUCCAUGAUAUCAACAGGCAUCAACAAAAAGGACAUGCAGGUGGUUGGUGUGGCAAAGGAAGAUGCUGAGGACAGGAUUCAGAAGAGUCGCACUCUGUCUGCGAAAGCCAUGGGAAGAAGAUAUGUCAGCUCUUCAAGCGCAUGGGAACACAUGAACACUUCUAACUGGCCCUAUCGUUCCAACGGCUUAAAACCAAGUCGCAGCGACCCAGCCUUGGCUCCUCCUUUUUCUGUUCCCACUGUAUAUGGAUCUGCACCUUUUAUGAAAGCCAAAGGCCAUGUUGUCCAGAACCAGCAGACCAGCCAGUCUCGAAUAAAUAGGCAGAGUAUCUACACAGUGACAAAUGGCAACAGUCAGACACACGUUUGGCCGCAAUCACCUCAAACUGACAGCAAGGCUGCUGCUGUCAAAACAACUAAGACAGAGCAGCAAUCAGCGGUAACCAGUGUGGCAAACAUGUCAGACUUAAAUCUGAAGGAGGCUGUGGAGUUUCUGUCUCAUGCUGAUGAGAAUUACCAACAGUGUGGAGCGACCUUCAUCCAAAACACCACCUUCAAAGAGGACAGUGCCAAACAGGAAGUGUUGCAGCUAAGAGGGAUUCCACUUCUGGUGUCCCUGCUGCAGAGCUCCAACCCUGGAGUAAGCCAGAGUGCUGCUGGGGCACUGAGGAACCUAGUGUUCAAGGACCACAACAAUAAACUGGAGGUUCAGCGUUUGUGGCGUAUAGCUAGCCUACAGCUACUGAAGGAGACAGAUUCUACUGAGACUCAGAAACAAAUUACAGGCCUGCUGUGGAAUCUAUCCUCUGCUGAUGAGCUGAAGGGGGACCUAAUAACAUCUGCACUGCCGGCUCUUACUGAGAAUGUGGUGGUGCCAUUCACCUGCUGGUCAGACAGUAGUGUUUGUAACAUCCACCCUGAUGUGUUCUACAGUGCCACUGGGUGUUUGCGGAACCUGAGCUGCGCCAACAAGAAGGAGAGGGAGGCAAUGAGAGACUGCAGAGGUCUUAUCGAUUCCCUCAUGAGUUACAUCCAGGGCUGUGUGGCUGAGGACAACCCUGAUGAUAAGUCUGUGGAGAACUGUGCAUGCAUCCUUCAUAACUUAACCUACCAGCUGGAGGCAGAGUCUCCUGAGUGCUUUGAAAAGUAUACCCCUCAAACCGAGGCCCAUCCUGACAACAUGAAAAAUCCUUCUGUUGGCUGUUUCAGUCCCAAGAGCACCAAGGCUCAAAAACAGUUUGCAUUUGAUGCACUUCGGGGAAUUCCUGAAGAUGGUACCCCAUCAGGCAGGAAGUGGUUGUGCCAUCCCAAAGCUAUGCAGACCUACCUGUCGCUGCUCGGCUCUUCCCAAAAAGAUGCCACGCUUGAAGCCUGCUGCGGUGCUCUGCAGAAUCUCACUGCCAGCAAAGGAUUGGGAUCGAAUGCCAUGAGUCAAAUUCUGACUCAGAGGCUGGGUGCCCUGCACUGCCUGGUCCCUCUGUUACAGUCUCCUAAUCCCAGCCUACAGAAGACCGCCAUGUCCCUGAUGGGUAACCUAUCUCGGUCCAACAGUGUGCAGGCUUCCAUGGCAAAGCAGGUUUUGCCGAGUCUCACCAAUCUGCUCUCGUCUGGUGCCAAGGAGAUGGGAAAGUCUGAUGACUCUAUAGCAGCUGCUUGCAACACAGUAAGAAGUCUGAUAUCGGCUGACCCCGAAUUCAGCAAGAAAGUGAUUAACAAGGAACUGGUGUCAUCACUAGUUGAACUCAGCCAGAAUAGGUCUUUCCCCAAAGGCAGCAAAGCAGCUUCACUGCUGCUCCACAGCUUAUGGACUGAGAAGAGCUUGCAAGGUGUCCUGAAAAAGCUGGGGAUGGGCAAGUCCCUUUUUAUAAAUGACACCACCACUGCAGUGCACAAGUCAGUGCAAGUCAUUGAAUGAGCACAAAAGACGAGCGAUGAAACUGUGGAGGUGGACAGAUGGAAGCCAGCAUUUUUAGACACCGCUGUGGCCACACCCUUCCAGCAAAGAGAGUAAAAACCACAUUCUUUUUGCAAUAAUCUUGUGUGAAAGCGCCUGUCACUUGUGAGGAAACCAUAUGAUGUAAAUACAACAGAAAAAAAAUGAUCUUUUAAUGUUUCAUUUAAUCUGGAGGUAUUGUAUGUAUUUCAUUUUGGUAUGUUUUUGUCUGUAGAUAAAUGGUGAGUGUUUGUGUACUUUUUCUGAAGUCUUCUUAUGGUCCGAGAGACACGGCGUACACGGACAAAGAUAUGUUCAGUAAAGUGUUACUAUGCAAACACUGAUUAUUCAGAUUAAUCACAUUAUUGACACAUGCGUGCCAAUGAAGUGGCUUCAACCAAACACAUCUGUGGCCUCGAGGACUAAUGCAUGUCGGUUAAAGAAUAUGCAAUGUGAAACUUUAUUGGUGGAGGUUAGGAGGGUGUAAGGCCAAGAGUCAGUCAUGGCUUGACACAUUAGAUGCCAAAAAGUGUAAAGUUAUAAAACAGAUACAAAACAUACAUGCAUUAAAUAAAUAAAUAAAAACAAAACACAGCUCUUUUGUCAGGUGAAACGCAUGCCUCCAAAUCGCUUUUUCAACAGGACUAAAGUAUAAGAUUGAAAAUAACAUUUUAAAACAUUUUUAUUUUAGUUGACUUACUUAAAAAUACUGCAGGUUUUGAAUAUGCUACAAUAUAAAAGAUUAACAGUUGAUGUCAGAGCACACACACAGUUGGAUUUGCACUUGCUCUACUUUGAAAACAAAGAAAUUAUAUAUUUCCAAUGUCUGUACUUUAUUGGAACUGUAUUGUUACUUUGUCAUGUAACCCACUUUUUACAAACAAGUUUUGACAGUAGCAAUAAAUCAUGUCUAAG
Molecule: messenger RNA, 3214 nt
Organism: Thalassophryne amazonica
Lineage: Eukaryota; Metazoa; Chordata; Actinopteri; Batrachoidiformes; Batrachoididae
Gene: pkp1a
Product: plakophilin-1
Biological process (GO): cell-cell junction assembly; intermediate filament bundle assembly; cell-cell adhesion
Cellular component (GO): plasma membrane; cytoplasm; adherens junction
Molecular function (GO): cadherin binding
Source: RefSeq, a predicted model, not a curated record